Molecule: messenger RNA, 2382 nt
Organism: Synchiropus splendidus (mandarinfish)
Lineage: Eukaryota; Metazoa; Chordata; Actinopteri; Syngnathiformes; Callionymidae
Gene: chpt1
Product: choline phosphotransferase 1
Exons: 8
Coding region: 180-1331 (383 amino acids)
Biological process (GO): phospholipid biosynthetic process
Cellular component (GO): Golgi apparatus; endoplasmic reticulum membrane
Molecular function (GO): diacylglycerol cholinephosphotransferase activity
Source: RefSeq, a predicted model, not a curated record
CGUGAAACACAGACACCAAUGGUUCCGCUGAGGAAACGGCCUGGCGCUCGCGGCUCCAUGUAGGCCAAAUGAGCUGCUUUAUUUUGGAGCGGGUCAAGCGGAGAUAGCCGUCCUCGGACCUUUACCCGGGAUUAUUCGGGUCUUUCUACCGGCAACCAGAGGCGCGAGCAGGCAGAGGAAUGCUGGCCCAGCUCCUGCGCUCGGAGCCGCUGUCAGCCGCGCAGCUCCGGCGGCUGGAGGAGCACAAAUACUCGGCCAGCGGACGCUCCCUGUUGGAGCCUCCGUUUCAGCUCUACUGGAACUGGCUGGUCCAGCAGAUUCCGACCUGGGUCGCCCCCAACACCCUGACUAUCGUGGGGCUGCUGGUUAACAUCGUGUCUACGCUGGUGCUCGUGUAUUACUGUCCCACGGCAACAGAGGAGGCGCCGUCGUGGGCCUUCAUCCUCAGUGCCCUGGGCCUGUUUGUGUACCAGUCUCUGGAUGCCAUCGACGGGAAGCAGGCCCGCAGGACCAACAGCAGCUCCGCCCUCGGGGAGUUGUUCGACCACGGCUGCGACGCGGUCUCCACAGUCUUCGUCGCCGUGGGAACCUGCAUCUCCUGCGGCAUCGGCCUCUACCCCGACUGGAUGUUCUUCUGCGGCUUCAUCGGGAUGUUCAUGUUCUUCUGCGCCCACUGGCAGACCUACGUCUCCGGGACGCUUCGCUUCGGCCUGGUGGACGUCACUGAGGUGCAGAUCGCCAUCAUCGUCAUGUACUUGAUGUCAGCGUUCGGAGGGGUCGGCCUGUGGCAGUGCACGCUGCCCGUGGUCGGCCUGAAGCUCUACGUCUUCCCCAUCCUGGGCAUCGUCGGGGGGGCGCUCUACUCCUGCCACAACUACUUCUACGUCAUCAUGAACGGAGGCGUCGGCAAGAACGGCUCCACAGUGGCGGACACCAGCGUGCUGAGUCCCGGCCUGCACAUCAGCCUCAUCCUCACUGUGGCCUUCAUCAUCUUCAAGAAGUCGUCCAGCCAGCUGUUCGAGCGCCACCCCUGCCUCUACCUGCUGGCCUUCGGCAUGGUCAUCUCCAAGAUCUCCAACAAGCUGGUGGUGGCCCACAUGACCAAGAGCGAGCUGCACCUGCCGGACACGGCCUUCGUGGGCCCGGGACUCCUGGUCCUCAACCAGUACUUCAACAGCUUCAUGGAGGAGCACCUCGUCCUCUGGGUCGCCAUGGUGCUGUCUCUCCUGGACCUGAGCCGCUACUGCACCGGCGUCUGCCUCCAGAUCGCCUCCCACCUGAGGAUCCGGGUCUUCAGCAUCACGGCGCCGGGCCCCGCCCACCGUGACUGACAGCUUGCCCGGCGGGAGGAGGAAGCGGGGGACGCCGACGUGGCCCCGCUUCUGAAAGCAGACGACAAAGAGGAGGGGCCGACGAGCCCGGACCACUGCAGCCUGGAGGGAGUGACCACCCGGGAGUGAACCACCCACGAGACCAGUCCAAACCAAGAGAAUCCAAAGGUUCCUGAGGCCCACGGCCGCAGGAGCUCGGCUGACGUCACGUCCUGUUGCCAGCCAAAACACCAAAAAUGUCUCCAGAUGGAGGUUUUUGCUGACAUCAAAGAUGCUUCAGUCGAAGACAUGACGAAGAGAAAUAAACUUUGGGGGUGGAGCGCGCCCUAGUGGUCAUGGCCGGUAACUCAUCUUUGAUGUUGUCAAAAACUGCCGUUUUCUUAAAAAAAGAAAAAAAAAUCCUUAUAUUUAUUGGUCGAAUGUGAAUCUGGCGUGAAUCAGGGAAUCCAAUCUAACCAGGUCUAAUCUGAGGUGUGUAACGUGAGGCUCGCAGUUUGUCGCCGCAGGUGGCACCGGCGCCGAGGGGCCCGACCCGGAGAAGCGCCGGCGCCGCCUCUGCUUUCCGUCUUCUUCUCCCUAAAGGGCUAAAAACGCUGCGUGAUUGUACAGAAUUCAAGUCGCCUUAAACCUGUCGUGUGGAGCGUCUGUCCGCGUGUCGCGCUGCUCCCACCAGCUCUUUUCUAGUGGCGUUUCUACCGGCUGAUGUGCCUCGGGCGCAGAACCCAGCGGAGGAACUAUGCAGUUGCACUGUCCAAACUGGAAUCACCUUUUUACUAACCAGUGGAAGUGAUUGUAAUAAAGAAAUUAUUUUUCACUCAGCUGUCCGUUGCCUCUGUGGGUGAAGGUCGGUGCUUGGUGAGGAGGAGGAGCGCCAGGCCCUUCGUCGCUAACUUGCAAGAAGAAUCUGAAAUAAAACUUUAGUUUUUCUUUCCGACAAUUCAUGAUUAUUUCAGCAGCAUUGUUGUCAUGGUUCUUCAAUGAGGAAAGUAAACUAAUGAAGAAAAAAUACAUUGUAAUAAAUAUUUACUCGUGGUGGGACUUAAACGAGUUA